AUGCUCACCAUGGUUGUCGCUCCUACCGCCAGGGUCUGCCUGAACGCUGACGGGAACUCUCCAACAAAGGGGACACCAAAAAAGGGACCAUGUGCAGACCUUGAUAGUCCAGAUGAACGCAACUACCACGGGUUUUAUCAACUACUCUGCGCAGUCGGUGACACCCAGUGUCGUCGCGCCCAUCCCUUUCUGGAUCAACUAGGCCUCUUCGAGGCCAAUUCGGGACGUGCAGACCUCAUCAGUCGGUACCACUAUGUGAAUCAGGGCGGCAAUGGUCCGGUGGAUGGCAUCGAUGAUGUGGAGGAAUUUUUGGAAACCAUUAAGUCCAUGCAGAGUUUAGACUUUACGAACGAGGAAAUCGAAGUUGUCUUCACAAUCCUAGCGGCAUUACUUCACUUUGGAAAUGUAAACUAUGACCAAACGCCGGAUGAGGAGGCCUUCAUAGCGGUACGUUGUGCUUGCAUAUUGCUCUCUAUAUACAAAAGCUCCCUUUUGAAAAAUAACCUUUUAACCACGUCCGGCAAAUUUUUUGCCCUAAAGUUGCAGGAAUUCACAUGA
Molecule: messenger RNA, 558 nt
Organism: Dibothriocephalus latus
Lineage: Eukaryota; Metazoa; Platyhelminthes; Cestoda; Diphyllobothriidea; Diphyllobothriidae
Source: the annotation of a GenBank genome assembly